Microplitis mediator is the source of this 1110-nucleotide messenger RNA. RefSeq names its product probable serine/threonine-protein kinase clkA. Lineage: Eukaryota; Metazoa; Arthropoda; Insecta; Hymenoptera; Braconidae. The annotation marks the transcript as partial. The record is from RefSeq and is a predicted model, not a curated record. The transcript has a single exon.
AAUAAUAAUAAUAAUAAUAAUAAUAAUAAUAAUAAUAAUAAUAAUAAUAAUAAUAAUAAUAAUAAUAAUAAUAAUAAUAAUAAUAAUAAUAAUAAUAAUAAUAAUAAUAAUAAUAAUAAUAAUAAUAAUAAUAAUAAUAAUAAUAAUAAUAAUAAUAAUAAUAAUAAUAAUAAUAAUAAUAAUAAUAAUAAUAAUAAUAAUAAUAAUAAUAAUAAUAAUAAUAAUAAUAAUAAUAAUAAUAAUAAUAAUAAUAAUAAUAAUAAUAAUAAUAAUAAUAAUAAUAAUAAUAAUAAUAAUAAUAAUAAUAAUAAUAAUAAUAAUAAUAAUAAUAAUAAUAAUAAUAAUAAUAAUAAUAAUAAUAAUAAUAAUAAUAAUAAUAAUAAUAAUAAUAAUAAUAAUAAUAAUAAUAAUAAUAAUAAUAAUAAUAAUAAUAAUAAUAAUAAUAAUAAUAAUAAUAAUAAUAAUAAUAAUAAUAAUAAUAAUAAUAAUAAUAAUAAUAAUAAUAAUAAUAAUAAUAAUAAUAAUAAUAAUAAUAAUAAUAAUAAUAAUAAUAAUAAUAAUAAUAAUAAUAAUAAUAAUAAUAAUAAUAAUAAUAAUAAUAAUAAUAAUAAUAAUAAUAAUAAUAAUAAUAAUAAUAAUAAUAAUAAUAAUAAUAAUAAUAAUAAUAAUAAUAAUAAUAAUAAUAAUAAUAAUAAUAAUAAUAAUAAUAAUAAUAAUAAUAAUAAUAAUAAUAAUAAUAAUAAUAAUAAUAAUAAUAAUAAUAAUAAUAAUAAUAAUAAUAAUAAUAAUAAUAAUAAUAAUAAUAAUAAUAAUAAUAAUAAUAAUAAUAAUAAUAAUAAUAAUAAUAAUAAUAAUAAUAAUAAUAAUAAUAAUAAUAAUAAUAAUAAUAAUAAUAAUAAUAAUAAUAAUAAUAAUAAUAAUAAUAAUAAUAAUAAUAAUAAUAAUAAUAAUAAUAAUAAUAAUAAUAAUAAUAAUAAUAAUAAUAAUAAUAAUAAUAAUAAUAAUAAUAAUAAUAAUAAUAAUAAUAAUAAUAAUAAUAAUAAUAAUAAUAAUAAUAAUAAUAAUAAUAAUAAUAAUAAUAAUAAUAAUAAUAAUAAUAAUAAUAAUAAU